Vicia villosa (hairy vetch) is the source of this 1865-nucleotide messenger RNA. RefSeq names its product probable protein phosphatase 2C 63. The record is from RefSeq and is a predicted model, not a curated record. Gene Ontology annotation, biological process: protein dephosphorylation. The transcript is spliced from 4 exons. Bases 220 to 1359 code for a protein of 379 amino acids. Gene Ontology annotation, molecular function: cation binding; protein serine/threonine phosphatase activity. Lineage: Eukaryota; Viridiplantae; Streptophyta; Magnoliopsida; Fabales; Fabaceae.
ACGCGUUAUUAAGAAACAGGAGAAAGAAAGAGGGAACAUAUCUUCGAUUGAGGGGUCCGUCUUCCCCCUCCAAACGCGGCAUUCAUCACUGACUUUUCAUUUCAUUCUCCAAACCCUCUCCCUCUUUCUCUCUCCGAUUCUGCACAUACCUAACCCCAAUAAAUCAUCACCCCCAUCUAUAAAUUCUCACCCCCAAUUUCUCUCACCCUUCCAUAGAUCAUGCUGCGUUUGUGCUUCAGCCCUCUCGAUUAUUGCCUUCGACGUCGUGGUGCCUCUGAUUUUCUUCUCUGGCACACCGACUUGAAACCCCACGCUUCCGGUGAUUUCUCCAUAGCCGUCGCUCAGGCUAAUUACUCCCUUGAGGAUCAGAGUCAAGUCUUUACCUCCCCUUCCGCCACCUACGUUGGUGUUUACGACGGUCAUGGAGGUCCUGAAGCGUCUAGAUUCGUCAAUAACCGUCUCUUCCCUUAUUUGCACAAAUUUUCGUCUGAGCAAGGGGGAUUGUCGGUUGAUGUGAUAAAGAAGGCGUUUAGUGCUACCGAGGAGGAUUUCUUGCAUUUGGUUAAGUUGUCGUUGCCGCUUAGUCCUCAGAUUGCGUCUGUGGGAUCAUGUUGUCUUCUUGGUGCGAUUUCUAAUAAUGUGUUAUAUGUCGCCAACCUUGGAGACUCUAGAGUUGUUCUUGGCAGGAAGUAUAGUGAGAACAAGAGUGGUUCGGUAGAGGCAGUGCGCUUGUCGACGGAUCAUAAUGUAGCUGACGAAGAGGUGAGGAGAGAAGUUGAAGCUUUACACCCUGAUGAUUCACAUGUUGUGGUUCUUAGCCGCGGUGUUUGGAGGAUUAAGGGCAUCAUUCAGGUGUCUAGAUCUAUUGGUGAUGUGUAUUUGAAGAGACCGGAUUUCUACCGAGACCCCAUUUUUCGUCAAUUUGGAAAUCCUAUUCCAUUGAAGCGUCCAGUAAUGACAGCUGAACCAUCAAUCAUCAUUAGGGAGCUUGAAUCAGAUGAUUUAUUCUUAAUAUUUGCAUCAGACGGCCUUUGGGAACAAUUAAGCGAUGAAGCAGCCGUUGAUCUUGUUUUCAAAUAUCCAAGAGCUGGAAUUGCCAAGAGACUAGUAAGAGCUGCUCUGCAGGAAGCUGCAAAGAAAAGAGAGAUGAGAUAUGCUGACAUUAAGAAAAUCGACAAAGGAAUAAGAAGACACUUCCAUGACGAUAUCACAGUUGUUGUAAUCUAUCUUGAUCAACAAGGAGGCUCUUCUAGUGGUGGAUCUAAGCAAACUGCUGUUGGUUAUACAACUGCGCCAGUUGAUAUAUUUUCUCUAAAUGCUGAUGAGGCCGAGAAGAGUAUGCUUGGUUCAGUUGCCUAAAGAGUGAAAUUGCUUCACUGAAUCAUAAAAUGACUUUAUUUUGGAUGAAAUUAUUCUAAGCGGAGAUGAAUAUUACUGGUAAAUUAAGGGAAUUCUCGAGUAAAAGAUGCAAAUUAGAAAUUACUGCAUAGAUAGAGACCUCAAGUUGCUGACAUAUUCUUGGUGCAGAUAUGUAUAGUUGUGAAUUUAUAUUUUUGGGUUUGAUGAUAGUAUCAAUUUUGUUUAUUUAGAAAGAAAAAAUAAAAUUUGUAUUUAUUGGUUACAAGGAUCUAUCGGUAAUGUUCGUGAAUGAUAAGGUACGAGGUAAGCGUUGGUGACAUUUCACCAACUAACAAAAUGAUAGGUGGGCAGGUGGUUGUUUGUGAUAAGCAGAGUGGUGUGUUGGUUGCAAUUAAAACCCGACAUGAAAUUGCAGACAGAUCCUUAAUUGUGUCUCUUAUCCACUGUAAUUGUAACAGACAGGAAAUGGGAUAAAGCUGGAGCAGUCUUCUUUUUAGUUUUCAGAA